Pararge aegeria (speckled wood butterfly) is the source of this 3294-nucleotide messenger RNA. RefSeq lists its product as uncharacterized. The record is from RefSeq and is a predicted model, not a curated record. The coding region runs from base 147 to 818 and encodes 223 amino acids. The transcript has 3 exons. NCBI's taxonomy places the organism in Eukaryota, Metazoa, Arthropoda, Insecta, Lepidoptera, Nymphalidae.
UAUUUCUAGAAAUGUCAUUUUCAUGUUUAUUGUUGACUUGUCGAUCUUGAUUUUCAAUUUGAUAUAGUAAAAUUUCAUUUGCGAUUCAAUUGCGAUUACUGUCCGAGUGUUGAAAUUCUGAAAAACAAACAGUUAUAUAUAAAAAAAUGGAUAUUUACGGGUAUACGGCAUUCCCGUACAACCAGUCAGACGAACUGUCGAAACAAAUGUUUGCGCAGCAAGCAUUUGCUAACCCCGGCCCGUAUCGAGAAAUACCAGAAGGCCAUAACAUGCCGGCUCCUACAGGGACUCCGUGGAAUGUAACGAGCCUGCCAUGGAGCAUGCAAUCACCACCAAAUCUUGUACAGUUUACUGCACAGACACCCACGGAAAUGAAAGUGUCUGCAGUAGUCCAUUGUAAGAGAAAGAGUUUAGAUGUUGAACCAGUAAUUCCUCCAAAACAGUUGAUUACUGAAGAGAAAAUGGCUGCACAUCUUAGCAGCCUCCAUAUAUCUGCAAACUACACACAACACUCUCUGUCUUCUGAGGAUGUCAUGGAAGUUGGAAUAGACACAAGUGCACUCUGUGAAAAGCUUAAAGGUCACACUAUUGUCCUGUCCGAAGAUGUUAAGAAAGUACAAGAGGAAUCUCUCUUGCCCACUGCUCUAAUUGAAAGAUUACAAAAACCUCAGAUGUCUUUAGUAGUGUGGAAGCCCAGAGAUAAUGUGCUUGAUAAAAUAAAAGAAGAAAACGAUCAACUGAACUCUGAUGAGGAGACACCUAAGAAAAGAAAUGGAGUCCUUGUACCCGAGCAGUCUAGGAUGGAGAUGGAAAUGUGAUACUGUAUUGAAUAGAUUGAAUAUGAUUUAACUUUUUUUCAUAAAAUGUAUAAGCUUUAAACUUAAGGUUAUACUGACGCCAAUUCUGCUGACCAUAAAUGUCUUAACUGAACGUUUAAAAGUAGUUACAUAUUUUUGCUGUUAAAGUGAAACUUAUUACAUCGCCUCAAACUUUUUCGGCUGUGUGUUUGAAUGUCGCGUGUCGGUCGGCCGCGGAGUAGGGGUAAAGUGACAGGUGCUCGUUAGAGUAGCCGAGAUCAAUAUGGUGGCGCCUAUAGUUCGCGUCAGCUGACUGUGUACUGUAUAGACUAUCACUCAUUAGUGCAUUAGUGCCAGUGCUCCAUAAAAUAUUGGUUACAUUUAAAGUCUACUUUUAACAUUUUUAUUAUAGGGAUAAUUGAUGAAUCAAGCAGAUUGCUCACCUGAUAGUAAGUGGAAAACUCGCCUAUAAACAGGGCAACGCUUCCCAGGGCAUGCAAAGAACCCAUCCUAAAAAGUAUUUCCUCUUUGUAGAUAAUAUAGCGCUACUAAAUUCAAUCUGCCUGUUGAAUAUUUUGAAUUUAGUUUAGUUUGGAGAUUUGUGGUCAACAAAAUUAGCCCAAUUGUAGAGACGAUAGCAAUAACUUGAUAAAUAUUUACGAGUAACAGAAAUGUUGACUAUGUCAAAACCUAACCAAUAAUUAUAGUUCUGUCAACGUCUGCCUUCUAUGGAUUCCAUUUGUUGUAUGGAAUAGUGACAGUAAAACCAACUAAAAGGUUAGCUUAAUUUCAACCAAUUUUUAAGAAGGUAUUUGGCUAUGUUACUUAAAAUUACUGUUGAAUCUAAUUCCAUUAUUCAAUUUUAAUUUUAAUUUUUAAGAAAGUACACAUUGUACAUCCUUAAAAAUUAAAAUUGAAUUAAAUGAAAACUAUGAUAUUCAGAUUAAGCAUGAUAUUGUCCAUUAUUCAUUAACCUUACUGAUAUUGUUAAAGACGUUAAUUAUAUCCCCUGACAGGGGAUACAAUAAUCAACCUGCUAAAGCACGGGAACAUGGAAUAGGAGAAGUUUACCCCCGUUUAUUAUUGAACAUAUAUUAUUUGGAUAUUAUUUCCACUGGUCGCCAAUGCUGUAAGAGUUGAUAAAGCUGUAGGAGAAGAUAAGUUGUUAUCUCUUCCACUGCGAGAUAAUUGGCGCAGGUGGCGCGGAAUUAAAAACUGACUUUGUUAUAUAAGUCCAGCUUUGCAUUGGGAUAGCUUGCAUGCAUAAGACUAAGAAUAGGAUACUUUGUAGCCCGGAAAAUAAUCCCACAUCCAUAUACAACAAAUAAAAAUGGUUCCUUGAAUGCGGGCUUAAUGACAAGUUUUAUAAAAUGACUCUGAUGUACUGAAUGAUGAGUUUAGCGGAAUCUUUCUAAGUUUAUCUUAAUCGAAGCUAAACUAGGUAAUUUUUCUUUGCACUGGGAGAAUUCUAAUUUAAAAAUAUUGCUAUCGACUUUACAAAUGUGUGAUUUGGUAAAAACUAAUAACUAAGGAUUAUUUACAAAUUUUUUUUAUUGUUACAAAUUUAAAAUUUAUGUUGGUAUUAGGAUUCUUUAGAAAUAAGUGAUUUUUCCGUGAUAAUUAAAGUGUGACGUAAAACUCAAAAAAAAUUGAACUGGAUGUUUCGGGAAAAAAUUGAUAAUUAAGUUAAUGUUUUUCCAUCUCAAUGUAAAUUUUGUAAAUGUAAGUGUGCGUGCAAGUCGUUCGGCAAUUGCGUGUAUUGUACCGGAGGCCGAACCCACUGAGAUAUAUAUACGAGACAUUGUAAUUUGGUUCAUUAAAUAUCUAUUUUAAAAAAGUAACUACUUUCUGUAUGAGGUUUGGUUUCCAGUCUUUCAGAUAAAAAAACGCUUGGUAUUAAAAUUUGUGGUUAUUAAAAACUCCCAAAUUUCACGAGGUCCGGUGCGUAUUCAAUUCGAACCAAUAUUUUGCGCAAUUUAAAGAUGUAUGUCACUCCAUAAUAUUGGAUGUCGAUUUUUGGCUAUCACUUUGUUUAUUUACAAUAUUUUUAAAUCGUAUUAUAAGUAUGUUUUGACGUUUUAUAAAUAAAUAAUUUAUUACUCUCUUUUCUAUAUAACCUGACCAACAUCGGAAAUUUAAUUGCAAUAGCGUGCGUGUUAUGACUUCAGUUUGUAAGCGGCAUAUAGGUAAAUGGCAUGUAGAAUAAUAGCUUGCAUUCUUCGCAGUUCGAGCUUUUAUUAUAUUUGUUUCUUAGACUUAUUUGUAUGACUUGCGCGUAGGUAGUUGUAGUAAGAAGUCAAGCAAAAAAAUUAGAUAAUAAUUGAUGUAGUUUAUAUGUUGAAUGUUCUUGUAUUGCGGCCAGACGGCCUUUAACGAUUUUAAAAAUGGAUAUUCUUAGUACCCACCUUAACUAAUUAAUAUUUCAUUCGUGAAUAAAUAUUAUAAUUUUAUGUAAUUUUACAUAGAAUAAAAGAAUGCGUUUUCGCAAACAUACCCA